Molecule: messenger RNA, 2632 nt
Organism: Pangasianodon hypophthalmus (striped catfish)
Lineage: Eukaryota; Metazoa; Chordata; Actinopteri; Siluriformes; Pangasiidae
Gene: agfg1b
Product: ArfGAP with FG repeats 1b
Exons: 11
Coding region: 240-1415 (391 amino acids)
Molecular function (GO): GTPase activator activity
Source: RefSeq, a predicted model, not a curated record
UAGCGGUUUCUCCUGACAUCAGUGCACUACUUAGGGGACAAAUGAACAGUAUCAGCACUCUAUCUAGUGCACUACAUAUGGAUUAGGGAGUUUUAUUAGGAGAGAGCCGGGAGUUUGUGUUCCCUUCCUCUCUCUCUCACACACACACACACACACACCCGGAGCAGAGAGGAGCGGCCGUGUUUAUGGUGUAACGACAGUGUCAUUAACGGUAAAUUAGCGCCGGAUUGAUUUCCGUCAUGGCGGCGAGUGUGAAGCGCAAACAGGAAGAGAAGCACCUGCAGCUGCUGCGCGAGAUGACCAGUCGGCCCGCCAACCGGAAAUGCUUCGACUGCGAGCAGCGCGGCCCGACCUACGCCAACAUGACCGUGGGCUCCUUCGUCUGCACCACCUGCUCCGGCAUCCUACGGGGCCUGAACCCUCCACACAGAGUGAAGUCCAUUUCGAUGACGACGUUCACGCAGCAGGAGAUCGAGUUCCUCCAGAAACACAGCAACGAGGUGUGUAAGCACAUCUGGCUCGGGCUGUAUGAUGAUCGCAGUUCUGCAGUGCCGGAUUUUCGAGAGCCUCAGAAAGUGAAAGAGUUUCUCCAGGAGAAAUACGAGAAGAAACGAUGGUACGUUCCUCCAGAGCAGGCGAAGAUGUUGGCGUCUGUCCAGGUUCCUCACUCAGGAUCUUCAGCGAGCACCAGCAGCACUCCUGAAGUUCAACCACUCAAAACACUGCAGCUCAACAAAACUCCAUCCAGCCAGUCCCCGGUGAUCAGUCGUUCUCAGCUUCAGGAGAAGAAGUUUGAUCUGUUGUCUGAUCUGGGUGGAGAUAUAUUCGCAGCUCCUCCGUCUCACAGCGCCGCUCCGACAAACUUCGCCAAUUUUGCACAUUUCAGCAAGCCAUCAGCAGGGGGCGUAUCAGCUCCACCGUUGCCCAGCGUCUCAGCUGAGGAUCGAUACGCCGCUCUGGCAGAACUGGACAGCGCUCUCAGCUCCACUUCACAAGGAGUGUUUGAUGCUGUUCCCGGCUCGGCAGCAGCUCCGACUCCGCCCCUGAUUCCCAGCAUGCAGCAGGGUUUUACAGCUUCCACAAAUCCGUUCGUCGCUGCGGCGAUUCCUCCGGAGUCGAUGUGUACAAAUCCGUUCCAGACCAACAGCAGAUCAUCAGCUACAGGAUCCAUGAGCAUGCCGGCCGGAUUCGGGAACGCCUCCAGUUUCUGCCUUCCCACCAGCUUCAGUGGGAAUUUCCCUCAUCCGUUUCCCCCGGCGCCGUACCACCAGCAGCCCAACGGUGGGUUUCCUGUUUACGGUCAGAAACCUCCGAUGAGUUACGGUCAGCCCGCCGUCUCCAACAACCCCUUUAUGGGUGGAGCUCCAGCAGGUCCGUAUCCCACCGGUGGAUCGUCCACUAAUCCGUUUCUGUAAAACACAGAGCUACGACACACACACACACACACACACACACACACACACACACACACACACACACACACACACACACACACUCACACUCUCUCUCACACACACACACAAACACAAACACAACCACUUUAUAUUCACUGCACUGACACUUCUAGAGAAAGAGGCGUGUUCUGUGUUCCAGCGCUGUUUUCAGCGCAUCCUCGUCCUGAUAAAGUGACAGAAGUCCGUUUUAAAGUCCGUUCGAGAUGGCGGUGGAAUGUAGGGAAAGUGGACGAGGGUGGAUUGAGAGCGGAGUUGGAACACAGCCGUGCAGAAGAGACGCAGCAGACGGUCUUCCUACAAUCCCCGCUCAGCUCCCGUCACGCUCCACAUCCGCAGUCCAUCCUAUUUAUGGCUUUCACUCAAUAAUUAAUAAUAAUGUCUUAGGCCUAGCAGUCGUGCUUCUCGCUAUUUGUAAUCCUUUUAAAACAGCGUUAUUUAUGAUUUAAAAAAAUAAACGAAGUGUUGAAUCAGAAGCAACAGUUCGGCCAAAAAAAUAAACAUUCCACAUUGUUCCUUUGUUCCUGCGAAAGUUUUUCGGGUUUUGCGUUGAAGCUACAACUCUAACCUGUAAUGAAAGCUAGCAGUUUCGCAUCUUUCGGCUCUGUUGAUGUGUUUUCUGACUCUGUAUGCCACGCAGCUAUCUAUAAACAUGAACAAAGAGUGAAAUCAGAGAGAGAGAAAAAACACCAAUGACAUCAAAAAUCACUUUCUUCCUCAGAUUCAGGAAGGGGGUGUGGCUUAAAGUCAAAAGGCGGAGCUUGUGCAUUAGAUGUGAUUCAGAUGGUGAUAAUUGUUUUGAUUUGUGUAUUGAAUAUAAAUAAUAAAAUAAUAAGAUAAAUAAAUAAUCCCAAAGUCUUGUAGCUCCAGUGGAAGAAGGGACAGUGUGGAGUUUAUCUUUGGCCGAAGUGCUGCUUGAUGAAGGACGUGUUUCAGGGGGAAAAAAUCCCACGAUGCUUCUGAAAGGUGUUUAAUCCACUGAUUGGGGAAGAAGGUUUAUAAUUACUAGAAGCUCAGCACAAAGCAGACGGAGAGAAAAAGAACCGGAGGUGACGGAGCACAGAGACAGAGUUUGGAGCUGCAGGAGCUUCCUGUGUGAUCUGUACUCAGGUUCCUCCUGUGACGUGUGUAAAUAAAUAUAAAUACAUGUAUAAUUAUUAUAUUAAAGAUUUUUAACUACU